Coffea eugenioides is the source of this 1737-nucleotide messenger RNA. Its product is annotated as F-box/kelch-repeat protein SKIP4. The transcript has 3 exons. Bases 569 to 1678 code for a protein of 369 amino acids. The record is from RefSeq and is a predicted model, not a curated record. Gene Ontology annotation, molecular function: protein binding. Lineage: Eukaryota; Viridiplantae; Streptophyta; Magnoliopsida; Gentianales; Rubiaceae.
UGCAUUAGCCAUUGUAGAUUAUAGAAAACACAAGGAAAGCUAAUCUCAAACGAAUAUUCGAACAAUCAAUCAUUCCAAUCUUCCCCAAUUACCUAAUUUAGUUUUGCUCUCAAUUCGUUUUUUAAUCCCACUGCCCUCUCUGCUAAAAGUUUUCUUUACUGCCCAACUUCUCCCGAAGAAGGUUAAUAUCUGAUAAGGCAAAUCUCCUUCCUGGAGCAAAGAAAGGAAACUACUCUAUGAAAAGCAAACUGCCCAAGGGGCUAACUAAUCUAGUCUACCUGUCCUGGGAAAUUUUUGAAGUUGCGAGUCUGUCGUUUAGUUAUGAUUUAGAUAAUACUCCACAUGAUUUAUUGUGUUUCCUUUCCUUAUGGUCGUGUUAUCAUGGUUCACUGUGUCGAUCUUUUAAAGGAUAGAUCUGUGGUUUAAAUUAGCCUUGUAUAUGUUGUCUGCAUGCAUUAAGUAAUUAUGCACUUAAUGGAAUGCCUGCGAUUCCUUGGCAGGGGUUGGUUUUGUGUCAUUGUACCAGGAUUUGUCCUAGGUCGAGUUGAACGUUUUAGUUCUAUGUUCUAUGGAAUCAGAUUCAGAUAGUAGCACUUCAACUGAAAUUAGUGAUGGUUGGUAUGAUGGUGUCAGGCAAUACGAUCCAGUGCAGUCAUCACUGAUACCUGGGCUUCCUGAUGAUAUUACCUUUUUCUGCUUGGCAAGGGUUCCUAGGAAGUAUCAUGCAGUCCUGAAAUGUGUUUCAAAGCGAUGGAGAGAUUUAGUUUCUAGUGAAGAGUGGUAUUUAUACCGGAAAAAGCAUCACCUGGAGGAGACAUGGAUUUAUGCUUUGUGCAAAGAUGAGUUGGACCACCUUGGCUGUUAUGUUUUAGACCCCAAUCGGUUACUAAGUGGGUGGAAGCGCAUCCAAGGCCUUCCUGGUUGUUGUAAAAGGAGAAGAGGCAUGGGCUUCGAAGUGUUGGGAAAGAGAGUUUACCUCAUUGGUGGCUGCGGUUAUAUUGAAGAUGCUACCAAUGAAGCCUAUUGCUAUGAUGCUGGUACGAACUGCUGGAGUGAAGCUGCUCGCUUGCCAGUUGCAAGGUGCUAUUUUGCCUGCCAAGCUGUGGAUAACAAAAUCUUUGCCAUUGGUGGUUCAGAUCCUGGAUCAAGCAAUCUGCAGUCCUUGGAUGCUUAUGAUCCUCAGACAAAUUGUUGGAAUUCGCAUGUGGACCCUAAUGUUCUUGAUGAUAUUGAAGAUUCAGUAGUCUUGGAUGGGAAAAUCUAUGUUCGUUGUGGUUCGUCUGCUGUAUCUUCGCAUGUAUAUGCUCUUGCUUAUGAACCAUCAAGUGGUACAUGGGAACAGGCUGCUCCAGAUAUGGUCAUGGGCUGGCGGGGUCCUGCUAUCGUUGUGAAUGGGACUCUUUAUGUCUUGAACCAGACUUCAGGAACCCAGUUGAUAAUGUGGCAGAAGGAUACCAGACAAUGGAUCUCUGUCAGGAGAUUUUCAUCUAAAUGGACGAGGCCACCAUGCCGGCUCAUAGCAAUUGGGGAGGACAUAUUAAUUAUUGGCAAGGGGCUUAGCACCAUGGUGUUUUCUACUAAAAAUGCUGGAAAAAUGGAUGGAAUAAUGUUGAGCUCGUCGUUUCGAGGGUUAAAUUCUGACUUAGAAGUGAUAAAUUGUAGAUCUAUUGCAGUCUAGAACCCAAAAAAACUGACUUCCAGCAUAUGUGGAUAGUUAACAUCUCUUUUCUUCCCAUA